AUGAUCUGUGACCGCAUUGUUGUCAGCUUAAUUGAUGCAAAUGUAUUGCAAAAGCUUCAAUUUGACCCUGAUUUAACGUUAAAGAAAGCAGAAGAUAUUGUUCGAGAAACUGACGCCGUCAAAAAGGAGCAAAGUGAACUGAGAAACAAAGUUGAUUUCUCAGACAAUGGCAUAGAUUCUAUUCGUUCCGCAAAGCACAAGAAAUCGCGGCGAGAACAGAACAACAAAGCUACAGGAAAAUCAAACCAGAAAGAUUUUCCUGGUAAACAAAGCUGUUUUCGAUGUGGAAAAAAACAAUUCCAUAGCAGAGAAAAAUGUCCUGCAAGAAAUUCCAUGUGUAACAAGUGUUCUAAAGUUGGACAUUGGGCUAAAGUCUGCAGAACUAAAAUGGUCGCGGAGGUGGUCAAAGAAAACAGUGAUGAUGAUGAAAAUUAUGAAUUCCUUGGUGAAGUAUCAUCCCAAAACAAUGCUCAGUGGAAAGCAAAUCUAAAAUUGGAUGGACAAGUAGUUCAAUUCAAGUUGGACACUGGAGCUGAUGAAACUUGUAUUUCACUCCAUGUGUAUGAAAGCAUGAAAACUAAGCUUCCUGCUCUGAAAAAGUCGAAGAAGAAGCUACAUUCUUGUGAUGGAAAGAAAUUAGAUAUCUAUGGAAUAUUCGUUGCAACAAUAGAAGCUGAUAAGAAAAUAACAGUACAAGAUGUGUAUGUUAUCAAAGGUUUACAUCAAGCUCUCUUGGGUGGGCCAGCGAUACGUUCUCUGAAUUUACUCCAGAAAGCAAAGUUUGUGGAGACAGUAAAGACCUGCAGCGACGAAGCCGAGCCUAACAAAAAGUGGAAAAGUCAGUCUCCAAAGCUAUUCAAAGGGCUUGGAAGAAUCAAGAAUGAAUACACAAUCAAAUUGAAAUCAGAUGCUAAACCCCAUGCUGUUUACAUGCCAAGAAAGAUAGCACAUCCUCGGUUACUUAAAGUUAAAAAUGAACUGGAUAGGAUGGAAAAUUGA
Messenger RNA from Paramuricea clavata, 999 nucleotides. Lineage: Eukaryota; Metazoa; Cnidaria; Anthozoa; Malacalcyonacea; Plexauridae. The record is from the annotation of a GenBank genome assembly.